AAUCAACUCGUCCACUUGACCCCAUAACAGCGUCAAAAAGUGCGGAUUGUUUGUGUACAGGAAGGCAGGCGUUGUUCGGAAAUCGAAAAGGAAAUUUGAGUUAUCUAUCGCACGCGUAGAUAUUUGCGUGACUUUCACCAUGUGACUUGAAUUUCAUUUUCCUUAAAUAACUGAAUUAAGUCAAAGGUAUACUAGCAUCACCUAUUGCUGAGUUCAUCAGAUGGUGCUUUCCUUCGGUGAUUCCGUCGUAUUACCACGUCAAAAAUGGCCACAGUACGACACAAAAUGCGUAAAAGGAGAGAUGGUCCUAUUUGUUUGAAAGAUAUUUCUAUGCAACAGGAGAUUGGAGGGUCAGCUGAAAACAUUCCUCGCGCUAAGUUUGAGAACUGUCCUUCUGUUGGCCAAAAUGGAGAGGACCUUCGAAGAACCAGAUCAUUCUCUCUGCCGAGAAUGUUAAAGAAACCAAACGACACACAAACCUUACUUCAGAUCCUGUUGGGAACAAAAACCCGGCUGAAGAAAAGUAACUCGAAUUGCGCUACUUUGUUUACAAAUACUGAGAAAGAUAAAGGGUUAAACCAAGAAGCCAAUUGCACAAAGGUUAGCGUGCCGCCUUCCCAGAUUGACGACUCAAAAUUAAAGCAAAAUAACUUUGUAAUUCCUACAAUAUACAUUCAACCACCUGAAGAAGUGGACAGAGCUUCUCACUUAACGCAUCCAAUCAUAACACUCGAGCAAGCGGACACAACACAACAGCUGGCAAACGAUCAAACGCAAGAUUCAAUGGAGGAUCCCAAACAGGCUUCAACUUUGAGCCGCUCUGAAACAACCACGACAACUGCUAAGAGAGAAAACAAAACGACACCGCGAAGAAAGAGAAGUUUCUCAUGGAGCGACAUUUAUACCAUCGGGAACUUGAGGAUUAGUCCUUCGGAGGUAAUGAAAGGUAGUAGUUCGUGGAGUGACUUCCUCAACUCGGCAGCGAGAGAAACAGACCUGUGUUCAACUGAUCUGUAGGAGGACAAUGAGGUGUUCACCUACUCCUGACGGAUACACAGAUUGAAUGGCACACUGACUAAAGACAGUAUUUUGAACAUAGGAAAUUGGCUCUAAAACGCUAAUCUGUGCAAAUUAAAUCUACAGUUAUAGAUGGAGUGAAGAACGAGUUGCAUAUGGAUCAAAAAUCACCGAAUGAUUUGACUGAGAAAGCUGGUUCAGCCAUACAUUUAGCUUAAAUUCCUCAUGCGCAAAUCGAGUUACUGAUCCUGCCCAUCCUAAAUCUUCGCUCUUUACCUGAUUAUCGAUCGAUCGAUCUCUUACCAUCGUAAACUGAUAUUCUUAGGCCGAGACGUCAAACUGUAUAGUUUAUCUAGACUUAACGCGCUCGCACACGCUCAAACGUUCGCACGCACGCACGCAUGUAGACUUCCAAAAAAAAGUGAAUUUUUGUAAUGUACAAAAUGUCCACUAUCCCUUGGCAAAACCUUUGACCUACGAUCAAGUAUUGGAAUAUGGGAAUGUAUGCAUAGUUUCAGUACAGCAAGGCUGCCCGUAUACUUUUGCUUGUUAUCGUAACCUUGUGAAAAGAAAUUCCUGGUAUCUUCAAAUAUAAUAAAGCUGAUAGAAUAGGCAAACCCUAACUCGCAUCUGAUAUUCUUUGUACUUUUAUACACUUGUGUAAGUAUUUCAUCUCAGACUGACUACAAAAAAAAAUAUAUUAAAAACAAAAACAAAACAAAAAACAGGUGGAUUAUUCCAGCUGGCAUACACUGUCCUCAUCACGUCAUACCUCCAUGGAUGUUUUGUUUGACGUCACAUCUUAAACCUCUAUUUUUAUAAUCUAGCUCGUAAUAUCAAAUAAUUAUUGGAUUUACCGUUCGUA
This is a messenger RNA of Stylophora pistillata, 1882 nucleotides long. RefSeq lists its product as uncharacterized. NCBI's taxonomy places the organism in Eukaryota, Metazoa, Cnidaria, Anthozoa, Scleractinia, Pocilloporidae. The record is from RefSeq and is a predicted model, not a curated record.